AUGAGGAACAUCGCAAAAUGGCGCUGCCAACUGAGAGAGUACGACAUUGAGUACGUGUCCCGCACGUCAGUCAAAGUGCAAGCAAUCACCUACCACCUAGCAGAAUUCCCAAUUAAUGACGACACACUGAUAAAUGCCGACUUCCUAAACGAAGGAAUCCUCCGAGUAGAUGACGAGAAGGAUGAGCCAACAUGGAAGAUGUACUUCGACGGGGUGGUCAAUUCCGCAGGCUCCGGAGUUGGGGCGGUGCUGAUAUCCCCGGACGGACGCCAUUAUCCGGUUGCUGCAAAAGUGGACUUCUCUUGCACCAAUAACGUGGUCGAGUACGAGCCAUGCAUUCUCGGUCUGCGAGCGGCAAUCGACUUCAAGGUAAAGGAGUUGGAAGUAUUCGGUGACUCCAUGCUCACGAUCUUCCAGACACUGGAGCAAUGGAAAAUAAAGGACGCAAAGUUAGUCCCGUACCAUGAGUAUCUCGAGGAGUUAGCAAAAAGCUUUGAGAAGAUCUCAUUCACCUAUACUCCGCGUACGAAGAAUCAAUUCGCAGACGCGCUCGCGACACUCGCAUCCAUGGCAAGCAUCACAGAGGGGAACCUCAUCGAGCCCCUUGAGAUCAGGAUCGCCAAAGGUCCGGCCCAUUGCAACGCAAUCGAGGCAACCAACGCUAAGCCGUGGUAUGAGGACAUCAAGCACCUCCUGCAAACAGGUCAAUAUCCUCCAUUUGCCGAUUGCCGCGACCGGAAGACGCUCAAACGACUCGCGAUGCACUAUUUCCUAAGUGGCGAAACACUCUAUCGGCGAUCCUUUGACGCUACAUUGCUCAGGUGCAUCGACAUACACGAGUCGCAGCGUCUCAUGGAAGAGGUGUACGGGGGGAGUUGCGGGCCCCAUAUGAAUGGACUCAUGCUCGCCAAGAAGCUCAUGUGCUUAGGCUACUACUGGUCCACCGUGGAGACCGACUGCCUAAAGCACAUCAGGCACUAUCACCGGUGCCAAGUCUAUGCCGACUAG
Messenger RNA from Punica granatum (pomegranate), 1008 nucleotides. NCBI's taxonomy places the organism in Eukaryota, Viridiplantae, Streptophyta, Magnoliopsida, Myrtales, Lythraceae. The record is from RefSeq and is a predicted model, not a curated record.